AUGCAAUUAAAUGUUUUUUUUUUUUUCUUCUUCAAGCGGAAACAUUGCCAUCCAGAAAAACCAAAGAGCUUACGCAUAUAUGAAGCCCAUGUGGGAAUUGCAUCACCAGAAGGAAAAGUAGCUUCAUAUAAAAACUUUACAUAUAACGUACUACCAAGAAUAAAAGAGCUUGGAUAUAAUUGUAUUCAGUUGAUGGCUGUUAUGGAACAUGCAUAUUAUGCAAGCUUCGGUUAUCAAAUCACCAAUUUCUUUGCAGCAUCAAGUUGGGAAGUUUUGAGAUUUCUGCUUUCCAAUUUGCGAUGGUGGAUUAAGGAAUAUGGUUUUGAUGGGUUUCGUUUUGAUGGUGUUACAUCAAUGCUUUAUCAUCACCAUGGCAUAGGAUGUGGUUUCUCUGGUGACUACAGUGAGUAUUUUGGCCUACAAGUGGAUGAAGACUCGCUUGUGUACCUUAUGUUGGCAAACCACAUGGUCCAUUCCUUUUAUCCUCACUGCAUUACAGUAGCAGAGGAUGUGUCAGGGAUGCCCGCUCUUUGCUGUCCUACAACGCAGGGUGGUGCAGGAUUUGACUAUCGAUUGUCAAUGGCUAUACCUGAUAAAUGGAUUCAGAUUUUAAAAGAGCGGAAGGAUGAAGAGUGGAGUAUGGGCAACAUCGUACAUACACUUACCAAUAGACGGUAUAAUGAAAAAUGCAUUGCUUAUGCAGAAAGCCAUGACCAGGCUCUUGUUGGAGACAAAUCUCUGGCGUUCUGGCUUAUGGAUGCUGAGAUGUAUUCAAAUAUGAGUGUUUUGUCUCCACUCACUGCUGUCAUUGAUCGUGGAAUUCAGCUUCAUAAGAUGAUACGUCUGAUAACUCAUAGUCUUGGAGGUGAAGGUUAUCUUAAUUUUAUAGGUAAUGAAUUUGGGCAUCCAGAAUGGCUAGAUUUUCCCAGACAAGGGAAUAAUGAAAGUUACCACUAUGCCAGGAGACAGUUUAAUUUGGCUGAUGAUCACAUUUUGCGUUACAGAUAUCUAUAUCUUUUUGACAGAGAUAUGAAUAAAUUAGAAGACAAGUUUGGCUGGCUUGCAUCACCUCCGGUUUACAUUCCAAGCAGAGUGGCUCUUGUUCUUGAGAAUACAGAUAACUCCUAAGACUGGUCCUGCAUUCGCAGCUAAAUGCAAAAGCUGAAUUUAUCAGACGCUAAAAAGAUUUCUAGCAAUAUCUUGUGUCACUGAAUGUGCCUCACUACUGUAUAUUGCAUAGUAGUUUACAAAUUAGAAGACAGGAAGACAAAACAUUGUAUUUCAUAAUUUACAAUAUUUAAUUUUUGUUUGUUCCUUUUUGAAGUAAUUCCAUUUUUGCAUUGUAUUUAAGGUACAAGGCACCUUUAACCCUUACAAUUAUUUAAAGUAGUCAUAUUGUUUAUAUUGGUCAUUGGUUACAUUUGAAUCCCUGCCUGAAAAAAAUAUAAUUUUAUGAUAAAUUGUCCUCAACAUUCUAAAAAUCGGGUGUUUAUCCAGCAAUUUACCAUACUGUCUUUUUGUUAUUUUUUGCGUUACAAAUGUCUGAAUUGUGUUUUUGUCAAAGUAAACAAUUUCUGACAAUACUGAAUAUCCAGCAUUCAGGUGAUACAUUUUAUACAAUAUAAGAAUUUAAUCUCUGUGAUUCCAUUUUUAAUGAUGAUACUGGAAAGAUUAGUGAAUUAGAUUUGUAGAUAUAAUACAGUUAAACACACAGUUUUUAUGUAUUUGUUCUUCCCUUCCUUUCCUCCAUUUAUACCCAAGGGUUAUAUAUACUAUAGAAACAUCUUUUUUUUUUUCUUUCAAAUACCAGCAAGACAUUUUUUAUAAAUUAGAAAUACUUUUGGGGAGAUUAUGCAAAGAAAUAUUUUUGUUAGAUAUAUUCAUUUUGUAAGAUGACAAUAAACAGGAAAACAAUAUAAUUACUUUGAAAUUGCACUUUAAUUACAUUAUUUAAUAUUUUGAAUGUUAAGAGAAACUUAUUUAAAAAGUAAUCAUACCAUAAUACCAGAUAUAACAGUCUGUUUAAACACAAGAACAGAUAAGAAAAUAUAUUGGGGGGGGGAUGUUUUUUUUUAAUUAGUUUUGAACAUUUUAAAAUGUAAUGCCAGUUUUAUGAUGAUUUAUUUUCAUUAAUAGUCUUAUUUUUUUUAUGUUUAUGCAAUGUUUUGUCUUCAUGAGCUAUCCUUAAGUAAACGUUACAUUUGUCACUGUGUUGCCGUAUACCUAUGAGUUAUUCAUUUUUUUCAUUGUCAAGUUAAACAACAAGUUAAAUACAGUGGGCAUUUAAAAGUGUAUAUGGUGCAAACCUCUAAUAUUUAAUUUCAUGAUUAGUUCUACUUAAUCUGUAAUAUGAGAUCUUAUAUUUGUAAGUCAGUGUCCAAAUGUUAGUUUAGCCAGUCAAAUCAGGGGGGAAAAGUUAAAUGCAGUGCUAGAAUUAGCUUUAUUUCAUUGUGCUAUUUUGGAGUUUAUAGAGAAUUGCUUUUUAUAGAUACCGUCUGUAUUUGAUUGCACAAAUUUAACAAAUUGUUUUUCAUGUUCAAACUGUCAUCUGGGCAAAUUAAGUAUGUUAAUGUAUCUGUUCUGCUUUACCGAAUAAAAACGAACGCUAGUGGAAAAAUAAGAAAUCAAAA
This is a messenger RNA of Bombina bombina (fire-bellied toad), 2630 nucleotides long. RefSeq names its product 1,4-alpha-glucan branching enzyme 1 (gene GBE1). Lineage: Eukaryota; Metazoa; Chordata; Amphibia; Anura; Bombinatoridae. Gene Ontology annotation, cellular component: cytoplasm. The record is from RefSeq and is a predicted model, not a curated record. Gene Ontology annotation, molecular function: 1,4-alpha-glucan branching enzyme activity; cation binding. Gene Ontology annotation, biological process: glycogen biosynthetic process.